Messenger RNA from Neodiprion fabricii, 2976 nucleotides. RefSeq names its product cytochrome P450 6k1-like. The transcript has 6 exons. Lineage: Eukaryota; Metazoa; Arthropoda; Insecta; Hymenoptera; Diprionidae. Gene Ontology annotation, molecular function: oxidoreductase activity, acting on paired donors, with incorporation or reduction of molecular oxygen; monooxygenase activity; iron ion binding. The coding region runs from base 71 to 1645 and encodes 524 amino acids. The record is from RefSeq and is a predicted model, not a curated record.
AAGAGUCUAGAGUUUAGCUUGUGCAGCUCUUAUUAUAAAACUUGCUAAGCGAUGUGUUCACGUGGAAAAUAUGCAUCGCAGGAUAGAGCUUUUUGAAAUACGUCUUUAUCAAGUCAUGACGGCGGCAAUUCUAUCUUGGCUCAGCAACAGCCUUAGCGUUGUUCUUAUUGUGGUCGGUAUAUUUUACGCGUAUGCAAAAUACAAGCUGAAUUACUGGAAGAGACGCGGAGUUCCUUCGCCUCCGACACAUUUGAUUUUUGGAAAUUUCAAAGAUGCGGUAUUCUUCAAAACGUCACCACCUCAGAUCAUGGCCAAAAUACAGGAGCAGGCCGGAGAGGAUACACCCUUUGUUGGGUUUCACAUUUUCCACAGACCGUGCUUGAUUGUGAAAGAUCCUGAUCUAAUAAGAACCAUCUUGAUCAAAGACUUCGAGGCAUUUCCUAAUCGUCAUUUUGCUAAACAUGCCAAAAGAGAUAUCCCUGGUUCUCAGAACUUAUUUUCCAUGAAUAAUCCGAAGUGGAAAUACGUGAGGUCUAAGAUAACGCCGAUAUUAACGUCUGUGAAAUUGAAAAAAAUGGUACCUCUGAUGAUUGAAACUGCUCGAGAAAUGCUGAAAUACAUCGAUUCACAUCCUGCUGAUAGUCAUUUGAGGAAAGCUAUGAAAAUGAGAGAUACAAGUUCGAAAUACACAACUGAUAUAAUUUCUUCGCUAGCUUUCGGAAUUCAGACAAACUCGUUUCUGCAUCCUGAACCAGAAUUUCGAACUCGGGGUCGCAAGUUAUUUGACAUAACUCUACGUCGCACGCUCUCGUUAUUCGUAAUGUUUUUCUUUUCCGAGCUGUCUGAUAUGUUGAGAACGUCGAUGCUGGGCGAAUCUGAAAAAUUUUUCAGAGAUAUUUUCUGGGCCUCUGUACAUGCACGAGAAGAAUCGGGCAAGCAUCGAGGAGACCUCAUCGAUUCUCUUAUACAAUUGAAAAAUGCCGAGCAGGUGUCCGAUUUUGAAUUUAGCGGGGAUCACCUCUUCGCACAAUCGGCAAUCUUCUUCGUUGCUGGCCACGAAACUAGCUCACUGACGAUGUCGUUCACUCUUUUCGAGUUGGCAAAAAACCCAGAAAUACAAAAACGAGCUCGUCAAGAUGUCCGGUACCAGUUGAAGAAGCACGGUGUUACACAGGAGGCUUUCCAAGAGAUGAAAUACCUCAACCAGGUGAUAUCGGAAACAUUACGGAUGUACCCACCAGCUCCAAUCAUAGACAGAGUUGCAGAGAGAGACUAUAAGAUUCCUGGCAGCGACCUCGUUAUCGAAAAGGGAACCCCGGUCUACGUUCCGCUUCUCGGAUUGCAUUACAACCCUAAAUAUCAUCCAGAACCUUGGAAAUUCGACCCGGACAGGUUCAGUGAUGAGCGCAAAAAGUCCCUUGUACCCAUGACGUAUAUGCCCUUCGGAGAAGGACCCAGAUACUGUGUCGGUCAGAGGAUUGGACAAUUGCAAUCGCUGAUAGGCUUGGGUAUGAUUCUAAGCGAAUACGAAAUAAGUUUAAACCCGGAUAUCGAUACGGUCGUAAGUCCGAAAUCAAUAUUUUUGGCACCGUCAAACGACAUAAACUUGAUAUUAAAGAAAGACACUCCGAACGUGUCCAACUAACAGGAAUACCGCUUUUCGCGCUAUUCGCCAUGCAUGCAGUCUGCGCUGUGUUCGCCCAAGAGGUUUCGACAACGCCUGUGAACCUGAGGAAUUGACCCUACACCAAUAUUGUACAAAUCAGAAUCUUGUUCUAUCCAACGUAUAUUAUCGUGGGAACAAGUCGAGCCACGCAUUGAGUAAAGGCACAAGAAAUCUACUCCGCAUUUCUACAUCAAAUACUCGGCACCCUCUUCUAUCGCCGAGUUAUCAAGCCAAGGAUGCGCGCGUCUUCGGCGGCAGCACGUGUACCUACCGUAUAUUCCUACCCUUGUUCUGUGUGAGAACUGGUGGCGGUGGUAUAACGUGGUUCGCCCCUGCCGACUCCACGAGGCCGAGGGUGAAACGGGGCUACGCGGCGUCCGUUUCUCGGGUAGGCGAUCUUUCUGCCUAUUUUACCAAACAUCAAAUCUCAUAUCCUUUAACUCGAUUCGCCUACAAGUUUUAUCGAUAAUAAUUUCCCACGUCUCGUUGAGUGAUCACCUCGGUAUAAGUUAAUAAUUCAAAUUGUAAAAUACUGUUUGCAUAUAGUUUUGGUAAAGAGGAGCUAAAAAUACGUGCAAAGAAAAGGAUAUAAUAUUAUACGUUCCGAUUCGUAUGUAUGCAUGCUUAUUAUAUAUAUUUUACUGUUAUAGUGAUGUAAUUUUCAUGAUUUCUUUUAUCUUCCUUUUCCAAUAUACAUAGACUUGGAAUUGAAACAGAAAAGCCAGAAACUUAGCGGAUGAUAUUUUUAGACAGAAUCACUAUAUUUUUAAUGAUCUGAUUCAAAUCGAUACAUUUGAAUAAGAAUCGCAGGAAUACUUUUUAUCAUGUCAUGUUGACUCUUCGCGCUGUAUGAGAAAACAAAUGUUUUGAUCCAAAGUUAACUAAAAAUUGAAAAUGUUUGCCAAACUUCAAUCGAUGCGGAAAGUUUUCUGUCGUCUAUAUGCUGAAUAUAUUUAUGAGAAGAAAGAUUUGAUUUAGAUAUAAUACGGGCAACAUUUGCCAAAUGAUGAGAAAUUUAUAUCCGAUACCUUGGGAAUUCGCUAAGGUUUUGCUGACAUUAUUAUUUGGAUUGUCGAUCAACAGCGCAUACGCACACUGCCGCGGUUGCUUGAAACGUUAGCGAGUGCCUGACCCCAGGCCUUCUUAUUAAUUUAUAUCUCACUUCGACAUAUACCGGGUGUCUCGAGUCGACCUAUUCUCAGGCUUGCACGGUUCUUCUAUUCGUAUACCGUCAAAGAAGCCACCGUACGCACGACAAGAAACAAAGCGUGAAUUUUUAACAAUUGGUAUAAACUAUGUACGUGACGCUA